Phytophthora nicotianae INRA-310 is the source of this 618-nucleotide messenger RNA. RefSeq lists its product as hypothetical. The record is from RefSeq and is a predicted model, not a curated record. The transcript has a single exon. Bases 1 to 618 code for a protein of 205 amino acids. Lineage: Eukaryota; Oomycota; Peronosporomycetes; Peronosporales; Peronosporaceae.
AUGUGGCAGUUGGACACGCGAUUCAAUACCGUUGGAGCGACGAGGUGCCAUGUCAGCUUGAGAAAGGUGACAAAUGAGAAGCUUGUCGAAGUUUUUUCUCAUUUUGCAAGUUCGCUCAAAAAGCUGAAGAUGGAUCGAUACAACGACAUAAACAAUACCGGACACUCACGACGCAGUCGCUCACGUUCUCCGCGCGAAUCGUACUCACGCAAUGUGCGGCAGCGGCGAGCAUAUCACGAUCGAUCACUAAGUAGAUCAUUUGAUGGGCUUGGAGGUCGAAGCGAGCGCUCCCACCGUGACCUGCAACAACGAGAUCGAAGCCGUGGUCUAGCCCGAGAUCAUUCCAGCUACUAUGAUGGAUACCACUACUACGGAGGGAAACGCUAUCACGACUCCUAUUAUGGUCGUUCGGCUCGUGUCGUUCGCGACCGAGACGCCAUUCCAGUCGAUCUGACUAUCGCCAUCGUGAGACUGAUGACGGAUCUUCUUCACGUCGUGACUACCCUGAUAAAAACAGUAGUGGCCGUAGCUGCUCGAUGUCUCGUCAUAUCGUGGAGCCGCCAAGAUAUCGCAAUGGAAGUCGUAGUACUCGAGAGCGCUCCGGUGGGUGGUCCGUAG